Molecule: messenger RNA, 582 nt
Organism: Arachis duranensis
Lineage: Eukaryota; Viridiplantae; Streptophyta; Magnoliopsida; Fabales; Fabaceae
Product: serine/threonine-protein phosphatase 7 long form homolog
Exons: 2
Coding region: 1-582 (193 amino acids)
Biological process (GO): meristem maintenance; meristem development
Source: RefSeq, a predicted model, not a curated record
AUGUAUAUAGUGAAACUAAUAAAGAAUAUAAAUGCUAAUAGGAAUCUUCUGCCCCUUAAGCUUGACCAGCCAGAGACGUGGCAUCCGGCGAUUGACCAAGCCUUACAAACCACCAGAUUCUACCAGCUCUCGAAAGUUGAAGUGAUCAGAAGACAUUUUGCGUUGCUAUAUGCUCUUGUGGAAAGGUGGCGGCCGGAGACACAUAUGUUUGUAAUGCCAGUGGGUGAGGUUAUAGUGACAAUGGAGGACGUGUUACACAUAUUUGGCCUACCGAUCGACAAAGAGGUUGUGAGUGAUUGGAUUGAUAGUAGUCACGACUUCUUGGUCACCCAGAGUUUCGCGAUAUUCGGCAGCAAACCCCAAGCGAACAGUUCCUCCAAGAGUUACAUAAAUCUUUCAUGGGUUCGCCAUAUUAGAGACACACAGUCUUUGGACACAUGGGAGUCUGUUAUACGCUAUGUUAGGUGUCACAUCUUCUGUCUGCUGAGUACCACCCUCUUCGCGGAUAAGUCGACGACAUAUGCCCACGCGAAAUAUCUACCAUUGCUCCAGAAUUUCGAUCAAAUUGGCAAUAAUAGCUAG